AUGUUCCGAGGCGACAUCUUUUCAAACCCAACCACCAUCCUCCUCUACGGCUGGGGCGACGCCCGCCCCAAACACCUCGCCAAGUACGUCGACGGGUACCGCGCCCUCUUCCCCGCGGCCAAACUCGUUGUCGUCCUCUGCCCCAUUCUGCGCUGCCUUUACCAGACCCUCGAAGCCCGUUCCAAGGCCAUGACCCCCGUCAUCUCCGCUUGCUUCGGUUCCUCUCGGGAGUCUGCUGCAGACCACAAGUCUUUGACCCAAAACAGAAUCCUAGUACAAGUCAUGUCCAACACAGGCGGCAUGUACUUCGCCGCCACUUUGAACGCCCACCGCCAGCGAUUCGGCCAAUGCUUUCCUCAUCACAUGCUCGUCCUCGAUUCCACGCCCGGAAGCACUUCCUUUUUGCAAAACGCCGGUCCAUGGUCACGCGCCAUGGCCCUCGGCGCAUCAGGAUACCUGCCCGGCUGCGUGCCGUUCAUCGUCACGCAAGCGAUGGCGUGCAUGUUCCUGGCGGCGCUGCAUGGGUUCGGGUGGUUGAUUGGCGCGUCGAGCGCGGCGGCGUAUAGUGUGGCGGCGGUGAACAACGAGGAGCUGUGUGCAAGGGAGGCGAGGAGGCUGUAUGUGUACUCGAAGGAGGACGAUAUUAUUUACUGGGAGGAUAUCGAAAGCCAUGCGGCGCAGGCGAGGCAGAGGGGGUACCAGGUGGAUAUGGACAUGUUUGAGGGGACGCCGCAUGUGGGGCAUAUGAGGAUGCAUCCGGAGCAGUAUUGGAGGGCGGUGGCGAAGACUUGGAGAGAGGCGGUUGGUGGAAUAUGA
This is a messenger RNA of Neurospora hispaniola, 816 nucleotides long. RefSeq lists its product as uncharacterized. NCBI's taxonomy places the organism in Eukaryota, Fungi, Ascomycota, Sordariomycetes, Sordariales, Sordariaceae. The transcript has 2 exons. The record is from RefSeq and is a predicted model, not a curated record. Bases 1 to 816 code for a protein of 271 amino acids.